CAUCCAGCAGCCGGAAGUAGGUGGGAUCUUACUUCAGUGAACUUCGAGAGCAAGAACAGAACAAGGGGAGUGGAGAGGAUCGCCACCGACUUCCAGCAAAUCUCUCCGAGGUGAUCGUGGGCAGCUUCAGCGCAGCCCUGUUCUUAAUCCAUCAUGUUCUUCACCCUGCUGAAAGUGACUGUGCUGCUGCUCGUUGUGGACGGCACAUCAAUUGCCCAGGCACCAGCAGAUCACAUGCUCAUGGAUUUGCCGUAUGGCCAUGAAAUAUGCACACUUAAAGCUGAUGGUGGGCGCUGCAAAGCUUUAAACAGAAGAUUUUUCUACAACUUAUUCACUCGAAAAUGUGAAGAAUUUAUUUAUGGGGGAUGUGGUGGAAAUGAAAACAACUUUGAAACCAAGAAAGAAUGUCUGGCAAAGUGUAAAGUAAAGGAUCGAAGAAACCCUUGCCGUAUGGUUGCUGAUAGUGGACCUUGUCGAGGCCUUUUUUAUCGGUAUUUCUAUAACAAGCUCACAAAACAGUGUGAGGAGUUUAUUUAUGGGGGAUGCCUUGGAAACUUGAACAACUUUAGAACUGCGAAGGACUGUCAAAAUGUGUGCCACAAAACAAAAGCUUUACAUUCAGAUCUCCCAACCCUCUGUAAGGCCCCUGCCAACCAGGGUGACUGUAAUGAAACCAUAACCAAAUACUUUUACAACAAUUCCACUGGCAACUGUGAGACCUUUACCUACAGUGGAUGUGGAGGAAAUAAGAACAAUUUUAACACCAAGCAUCUAUGUCGCCAGAGCUGCAGAAAAAGAACCAGAAGGCAAUAGCCCUGAAAAUUGCCUGAAAAUACAUGAAACAUUCAAACAAACUCUGAAAAGAAUCAGAUCGUCAGAGGAUGCCCUGCAAUCUCUUGGGAUUUAAAUUAUGCUUAACCUGAAGAUGGCACAUCUUUUAAAUACCUCUGUUUAGACUGUUUUCUUGUUUGCAAAAGCAAUGUUAGUGAACACAGUAGCAUGUUGCCAUGUCACCAGCUAUCAAUAUCUGCAAACUUGCAUUCACCAUAGGGGACAUAUGCUGUAGUCAGUGUCAGAAAGAUGCGGUAUCUGUUCGGCCUGAGACUGUCUUCAAGGUGACACAUGUGCCUUUAAGUGUUUGAUUGUGACAACUUGUUAGCAAGCUUGUACCAUGGACUGUGUAAAGCCAAUAUGGCACUCCUGACUGAAAGCUUUGAAAAAUAAUAAUCAACAAAUUUCAUAUUCACCUGAGAUAGAAGAUCAACUCCCCUGCUUUUAUAAAACAAAAAUCAGGAUUGUCUUCAUUACCAGUUAGUAGGUGAUAUAACAGUGCUUUUACAGUGAAGUUAAACUUUUCAUUGCAAAUUCCAUUAUCGCAUAGAUUAUCCAGCAAAUAAGCAAAAAAAAGAUCUGCCGAACACUUCUUAAUGAAUAUCGUAGCCUAAUACACAACUCUGAUGGUUGGGACUUAAUAAUUUCACUGUAUAGCGGUUACAUUCAUUUUAAGGUGCUGGAGAGCAUGGAAGCGCAAUGUCCCAAUCGGUAUUUAUAGUUAGUUGUAAAAGGAGUGCUUAUUCUUUUCUUAGUUCAGCACAUUGGUCCUUUACCUUUUUAAACAAUGGGAUAAAACACUGGAGGCCCGUUUGGUUCUGCUACUGUACACCGGAAACUAUUUUUAAUAUAACAAGAAUCCUUCCUUAAUAUGUUUGUAUAAAGGGUAAAUGGAUUAAAGUAACAUUAUAUCAAAAUAAGCUACAAUUAGGUCAGGAUUUUGAGGUUAUUGGCUUGCCUCAGUCUUAAUGCUUUUCAUUUAUGAUUGCCAGCUUUUGAAAAACACAAUUGCAACAUUAUUAAUGGUAGUGGUUCACAGGUUAAGUUUCUAUUGGAUUAAUAUGUUUGAUAUGAUAUGCAGUAAAUGAAUGCAUAGCAUUACAAUGGAUAACAAAUUUUGAAAGAAAAUACAGUUUGUAUUUCAGUCUGAAGUAAAUCAUUCCUCUUAAUAACCUUGUAUAUCUGGUUAGGAGUAUGUAUUAACUGUGGCAAAAAAUAUUGCAGUUCUUCCUUAAUUACAAUAUCAAUAUGGCAAUUAAGAAAAGAUGCUGUGCUUUUGUGACAUAAAGUAAUUCAUAAUCUA
Carcharodon carcharias (great white shark) is the source of this 2134-nucleotide messenger RNA. RefSeq names its product tissue factor pathway inhibitor a (gene tfpia). NCBI's taxonomy places the organism in Eukaryota, Metazoa, Chordata, Chondrichthyes, Lamniformes, Lamnidae. The coding region runs from base 154 to 813 and encodes 219 amino acids. Gene Ontology annotation, molecular function: serine-type endopeptidase inhibitor activity. The record is from RefSeq and is a predicted model, not a curated record. Gene Ontology annotation, biological process: negative regulation of peptidase activity. Gene Ontology annotation, cellular component: extracellular region. The transcript is spliced from 5 exons.